Physella acuta is the source of this 2021-nucleotide messenger RNA. RefSeq names its product tetraspanin-4-like. Lineage: Eukaryota; Metazoa; Mollusca; Gastropoda; Physidae. Gene Ontology annotation, cellular component: plasma membrane. The record is from RefSeq and is a predicted model, not a curated record.
GCCAUCCAAGCCAUCUUAAAAAGAACAACAAAGCAAGCUAUUCAAAUCACCACGCGCGCUUGCACAGGCAGAUAGCUUCCCGUUUUUAACUCGUGAAGAGCUAAAAAUAGCCUCGCCAUGCUCAAUCCUCUGUGCGUCAUCCCGGCUGCCUUCAUUGGGCUGAACGCCGUCCUCAUUCUUUCCGGUCUGACCUUCACUGGGCUGGGGGCUAGCGUGUGUGCGAAUCCCAAUGAUUACCUACCCUCGGAGAUGGGGAGCUUGACCAAGUUCGUUGGAGGUUUUUCUGUGUCGCUUGGACUCGUGUUCCUGGUCAUUGGAUCCCUGGGGGUGGCCGGCGCCCUGCUGAGGCUACCCUGCUUGCUGUACGUGUACACCUACGUCAUUGUGACGUUUCUGCUCUUCGUCCUCGUCGUCAGCGCAAUACUGCUCUUUUGUAUUAAUGAUGUAAUAGAUUUUGGCCAGGAUUUUGGAUUGAUGGCUUUAGGUGUAGGAUACACUGGUGUAUCAAACAACAGUAUCACAAAUGGUAUGGAUAAGCUCCAGGCACAACUGCAAUGCUGUGGAAUCACCAACUACACCAACUACAGGGACUUCGCCUAUUUGUGGCAGGGGCGGAGAAACCGCCUGAUUGUCCCCCCUUCUUGCUGUAUCGCCUACCAGGAUGCACGCCCAUCGGCUCAUAACAUAACAAGCUGCACUAUGGCCCCAAAAAAUACCAACAGCUACAUCCUGCGCCCAUGUUUCCCUGUCAUCAGGAGUUGGUUUGAAAAGAAACGACCAAUGCAUAUAGUGCUGAUAUUCUGGAUCUUGGCUAUUAGUAUCGGUCUAGCAGCACUCUCCUGUUUUCUCAGUACGUGUUCUACCUUCACACAGCCUUUGUAAGGUGCUUCUUUUUGUCAUGCUAACAACCCGAAGUAGAUGAAUGUUUGUCUAAAAUUGGACCAUCUAAUUAAUUUCUAGUUUAGAACCUUAAGUAAGUGUAUGUUUGUCUUCAUUUAGGUCUACUAAUAAUAUUAAUAGUUUACUUUAGAACCUAAAGUAGAUGCUGUUUGCUUUAAUUUAGGUCUACUAAUUAAGUCUUUUUGUCUAGUUUAGAACAUCUAGUAGAAGCAUGUUUGUCUUAAUUUAGGUCUACCAAUAUUUGUCUACUUUAGAAUCUAAAGUAGAUGCAUUUUUAUCAUAAUUAAUUUAAAGUAAUUAUGUCCUAGUUUAGGACUUUAAGUAGAAGCAUGUUUGUCAAAAUUUCGGUCAACUAAUUAUUUGUCUACUUUAGAACUUUAAGUAGAUGUAGGUUUGUCUUAAUUUAGGUCAACUAGUUACUUGUCUACUUUAGAACUUAAAGUAGGAACAGCUUUGUUUUCUUUGAAAUCAUUAAGACAUUAGACUAGUUAAUCGUCUUAACUAAAUGUGUUUGUCUUCCUUAUGUUUCAUAAUUUACAUCUACUAAACAUUCAUCUAACUUAGGGUUAUUUUAGAAGCAUGAUUUUAAUGUUAUUAUUUUAGGGAUAAUUAUAAAAGACAGUUAUUCGGUGUUGCUUUUAGAAAAAUUGUGUACUGCUUUUAGUAAAGCGAUUAUAGGUAGUAUCAAUCAAAAUAUUUAAAAUAGAUAACAAUCAAAUCUUUAAAAGGGAUAAAUUGAAGUGUAGGUAUAGACUUUGUAUAUUCACAAGUGUAGUUAAGAACGCGAUUGAAUAUAAGAAAGAGAUAGUGCGUAAAAUAAAACAGCUGUAGUAAAAUACUUUUAUGCUGUAUGUUUAUUAAGCAAGGCCAUUAUAGGGCAAAUUGCGGCGGCCAUUUUUAAAUUCUUUACACCAGCGGCUACUUAGUAAAAACGUUAAACGUUAAAAAUAAACACGCACUAAAGAAAAUUACCAUUUUUUUUCCAUUAACUAUGUUUAUUAAAAUGAAAUUUUGUUUGUCUUUUGCCAUCCGGCUGAAUGAAUUUACAAAUAAAGCUUGCGUGUAUCAUUACAAAAUUAUAAUUUUUUUCAAAUUUUAUAAAUAUUAAUUUAAUAAACAUU